Messenger RNA from Neoarthrinium moseri, 4533 nucleotides. RefSeq lists its product as uncharacterized. NCBI's taxonomy places the organism in Eukaryota, Fungi, Ascomycota, Sordariomycetes, Amphisphaeriales, Apiosporaceae. The transcript has 2 exons. The record is from RefSeq and is a predicted model, not a curated record. The coding region runs from base 1 to 4533 and encodes 1510 amino acids.
AUGGACGUCGCUACUCUCGUCAAGCAGAUGCACGACAACCUGUCCGAGAUACACACAACUAUUACUGGCGUCUCAACUGAAAGCCAUCACGCCCAAUUGGAUGAACUAGAGAAGAAGCGGAACGAUUUGCUGGACUCUCUACGAGCCGCCUUUGACCAGGAAAAGCAGGAGCUGGAUUCCAAGAGAAGAACAGAACGUGAGGAGAUUGCAGAACAACGGAGGAAGGAAGAUGAAGAACGAGAGGCACGUCGGCGUCGGGAAGAUGAGGAACUUCAGGGGAGAAAUGAUACCGAAGACCUUCAAAGGCACGAGAAGCUUGAUGAAAACCUCAAACAGGUAGAUGAAGAUACAGAUCAGAGAAUGGAUGAGAUUGAGGAAGCCGCCAGACGAACGGUCGAUCAGGGCAGAAAAAGACUGGAUGAGUUGGAGGAGAAGAGACGAGAAAUCAACCGCCUCAUUGACGAGCAACUCCAAAUGCCGCUUCCAAGCGUUCCAACAAGGAAGAGGGCGCGUGGCGAAAAGUCGGUCAAUGGUACUAAACAUGGUGCUCCAGUCAGUAUGCCAAGCCCUUCCAAGUUGGAAGUAGGACUCCUCGGUAACAGUGACAAGACGCCUGAAACGGUACCGACUCCCACCGUAGAGUCAGGAGAGUCAUCGGCUUUAGUUUCAGACGAGGUCCUUAAGAAGGACGGCCAACACGAAGAUGUCCGUACAGAGCUAAGAGACUCAGUUGCUCCCGAGGAAAGUCAAGCCCGAACAGAAGCUCCGGAAGUUACAAAAUCACCUUCACUAGCCCCACACCAAGACCAAGCCGACUCUCAGGAAGAAGGAGUGGAAGGGUUGGAGGGACGAUUGGCACCUCAAACGGAAGAUUCAGCUAUCGGCCUAGAUCCAGCAGUGGAGGCAGACAAGACAUAUUCGCGGCACGCCUCGCUUUCUGGGAGCGAGUCUCACAGUCUGGAUCCAACUGAAGAGUCGCACCCCCCCAAAGAUGAAUUCGAGAAGGAGGAAAGCGGGGGCAUCCAAGUAGUCACUGAAAUCCAUCAAGUGCCUCGAUCCUCCGUGGGACCGAUCCUUACCUCAGAGUCUGCGGGCGACACCAAUGAAGUAUUGAACAGCUCCUGGUCAAAUUCAUCCAUCGGCAUAAGUGAUGAUGAGCCACUGUUGUUAGGCACCAAGGCGGAACCACUGAGGACUGACACAUCCAUCCAAACAUCAGCUUCUGGGGAGGCGGCAAUGCCUUCUCGCGCAAUACGGGGUUCAAGUGACUCUCCCAAAGGAGUAGAGUUGGAUACUCCAAAACCCAACUCCAUCCACUCCAUUCCAAGAGAGGAAUAUGAUCUUGCUAAGGGUUAUGCUAAAGAAGACACUGAAGACUCAACAGGGGCCCAAUGUGAGUUUGGAUCCAAGGAUGACUCAUCCGAUCGCCCUGAUGAGGAUGCUGGCAAUAUACGCCCUAAUCCAGGCCAGCCCAAAGCUAUUGAAGAGAGACUGAGGACGUCGAACACGGCGUCACAUGAGCAGGAUGCCGAUGAUUGCGACAUCACUCCUGGUUCACCUACUAUCCUAAAUGUCGGCGACGGAUUUGAGAAAAGCCAUGAUGAAGCACACGAUUCGGCCCUGGCUUGGGCAGAUAUUCCUCAAGAUAACCUUAGCUCCCCAAUGAAAAGUCGACCAGAAACUCCAACCGAAGCCGGCACAGAUACAACCAGAGGUCUAACGACUACCCCAGACACGAAGCAACAGAAUCCCCCGGUUGAACUCGCCGAAAGUCUACCUGACAGCAAUUCAGACGUGGGUGGUUGCGAAGCGUAUGUUGCGACGGGCCCUGGAUUGUAUCGGGGAAGAAAUCAGGACCUUGGAGACCAUGAACCUUCCCAGCCAGUUCCAACCGCCGUCAUCGAAGAACAGUCAGCAAAUACGGGGGCGAUUGCCUCAGAUUUGGACCGAAUAAACGAAAACACAAGUCUGGGCUCACCACCCAACGACGAUGAAGGUGGAUCAGCGCCAGGUGGUGACGGAGAAAGCAGAGGAGAAAGCACCACUGCUCCGGAACGGCACUCAGAACCUGCAGGUGUGCCCUUUCGUGAAGCUAAUCACACGCAUGAGCGAGAAUCCCAAGGGGGUAACGUUGUGGAAGAUGCUGGCUGCGACCAAGGCGCCGUUGAAGUGGUUCACACAGCAGGGAAACCGGUCGACAGUCACAGCGAAUGUGCAAUCACCGAGGGCACUGACAUCCCUAUUUCACGACCCCAUUAUGGAGACGGCCAGCCGAGACUCCCAGUCGAGCCCGGAAGCGGUAGCUUGGGCCUCGAUAGAUUGGAACAACCCAGCGGCAUGGGCGAUGUGACAGAACCAAACGCAUCAGAUGAGGGUCAAUACCAGCAUGAAGUUCCCGAAGCUGUCGGCGAGAUGGCUUGCCCGGGACACGACGUCGAUAUGGUAGAUGACUGUGAUGCUGAGAAGGCUAGAUAUAUGGCGGGGGACUUACCGAGCCGCAACCUGGACGUCGAUGGGUCACACGAUAAUCUCCCAGUCCCGGAUGAAGACAGGGACAAGUUCAACCCGCUACUGGGUAAACGGAUUGGGAAAGAGGCUCCAGAACCAGCGGUCACCAGUCCAGACGACACAAGAUCAAGUACCUGCGGGUCGACUGAUCGCCAACCCUUCGCCCUAAGCACAAGCACAGAUCUUCCACAUUCACAAUCGAGUCCUCAGGAAACAGAUGACCACCUCGGAAUGGAUAACGAGAGGCGAGGCCAUUUGGUUGACUUUGGAACUGCUGAAGCUGAAAGUCCGAGUUUAGGACACGAUCAAGUUCGUAGCUCCAACGAACCUCAUCCGCACAUGGAUGAUGAGCCACGUCCUAAUGAGAUCCUAGGCGUCAAAUGGGGACAAGAGCCAGCCGGAGAGCCCGAGGAGCCCAACGAGUGUCCGGCUUCACUUGCAAAGCAGGACCCCGGAAACUACCUCAGCCAGGACAAUGGAGUGGACCGCCAGCAGGAAGCGAAUUCGAAUCCAGCUCAGAGGCACGGCUCUUUAGAAGAGACUCCGGUGAACAGUGAACUGCAUGUUGAGCCCAGCACCAAAUCACAUUCAGAGAGCGUUAUAUCCGAGCAAGUAAAUCAAGGACCUCUUCAAAUGCCCGGUUCAGCAGUUGGAAGCCUUUCGUCGGUAGUCACACAGGUUGUACCGACGCUAAUGUUUGGAAAGGUGCCGAAAGAUGAAGCCACCUCAGAUCAGUCAACUAAUGAGAUAUAUGAUGACCGCACAGAACGACUUGCUUCUGAUAAUACAAUAGACCUCGGAGCCUCGGAAGAAGCAGCAGGCACUACUACCAUGUUGGUAACCGAUGGAAACGGGGAUAACCACCUUUCGGUUGAUCCUCCCACGAGACAGACAACAAGCUCGCCAUUACCUGUAGAAAAUGACACCGUUCACGGCCAUGAGGAUCUGUUUGACGACGACAAUACUUCGUCCUACCAAGACAUCGAGACAGACCAAGACGAUGACUCCGCAGCUGAAAUUGCAACGCAUCAUACCGUUUCGCAACAGAACACGGUGCAUGCUGCGAGAGAUAGUGAUGGCAUCACAGACAGUCUCACCUCUGGGGAAGGGAUCUGGAAGCAUGGUCAAGACACAGUUAGACCGUCAAAUCAGAGCACCGAUGAUCAAGGGACAGAAUACUUGUCAAAGGGAGCCUCCAAAUUGGGAUAUCCAGAAUCGCAUGAUAUCGCCAAGACGCCAAAUAUUGUGCCUAUAAGCCAUCAAAGCGUCCCGGAGAUCAGUCCUUUGGUGCUUCAGAGCGAUACACCCACGACGCCUAAGCGAGGAGGGCUCGCAGCGAGCAGGCAUGCUCCGUGGAACAGUCCUCAGACCCCACCUCACCAGACCGAGACGAAUGCAGAGUCAGAAACCUCUCCUGCAGCGUUUACUCCUCGAGAUGUUACUAAUGUUCCCUGGCAUGAGCGAAAUGAUUCGAUUCCUCAGUCCCUACACAGUCAGAGCACGCUCUCAUCAGCACCCUCUUCUCCUGUACACUCCGCUCUGCCGAUUGAUAAACACGAGCCGGUGAUCCGAGACUCGUGGCAUGGCCCGCUAGGCAAUGGUAUGCGUUCUCGCGCUGGCACGCAACUUACCGAUCGAAACGACACUGGGGAUUUUGAUCCUUUCAAAUACGACUCAGGGAGCUCGUUUUCUUACAACGCGAAUUCUCCAAUUCGUAAUGUAGAGAUGCAGCAACCUCAACCGCAGUCGAGCCGCAGUUCGCUUGCCGGGUCGCCCAUGUUUCAGAAGCUGCGCAAUAUGUUCGAGGUUCCAACCGGCGUAGAGUCUAGUUCUCCCCCCUCACGGUCUGCUUCUGGUAACUUUCAGCCGGUUGGGCGGGAUAGAAGUUCAUCAUUGCACAAGUCUUUCAAUUUAUCGGACACAGACGACUCCCCGCGAAGGGCAGGAUUCCUCAACGAGCACGAGGAUGAGGUUGAUGAGCACAGUGCAUUACUUCAAAGUUCCAAUGGGUUCGACCGAAAUUGA